Messenger RNA from Galeopterus variegatus (Sunda flying lemur), 1425 nucleotides. Its product is annotated as B-cell scaffold protein with ankyrin repeats-like. The record is from RefSeq and is a predicted model, not a curated record. Gene Ontology annotation, biological process: B cell activation; negative regulation of phosphatidylinositol 3-kinase/protein kinase B signal transduction; negative regulation of B cell activation. Gene Ontology annotation, molecular function: signaling receptor binding; protein tyrosine kinase binding. NCBI's taxonomy places the organism in Eukaryota, Metazoa, Chordata, Mammalia, Dermoptera, Cynocephalidae.
AUGAGUGAUGCCGCACAGAACCCAGCAUUUCAUCAGGAAAGCGGAAAGACGUUCAGGCAGAGUGCGGCUGGGGCUGAGGUGAACGCAGCCCCCGGGGAAGCGGAGGAGCGUGAGUCAGACGCGGAGGCCGAGCAUGACCCUCCGGAGGCCGCCAGUGGGAGCUCCGAGGACCCAUACGAUGACUUGUACGUGUUCAUUCCCGAAGCCGAUCCAGAAAAUGAUUCACCAGAGCCGCUCAUGAGCAGCAGACCCCCCCUCCCCCCCCCGCGACCUACAGCUGCCGCCUGCCAACUGGAAAAACCUCACUUCACCUUACACGCAGGCAAAAGGGCGGAAGGCCACAUGGAAAGAAGUAAGAAAUGGUGUGAUCCUGGCGUGAGACAAGAACCAGGAGAUGAACUCAAAGGAGAAGAAGAGAAGAAAGAAGAUGAAAAGGAGCAGGAGAAAGAGGAAGAUCCAUACACUUUUGCUGAGAUUGAUGACAGCGAAUAUGACAUGAUACUGGCCAACAUGAGUAUGAAGAAAAAAACUGGAAGUCGGUCUUUCAUUAUAAACAGACCUCCUGCCCCGACACCCCGACCCACAAGUAUCCCUCCGAAAGAGGAAACCACACCUUACAUAGCUCAAGUGUUCCAACAAAAGGCAGCCAGAAGGCAAUCUGACAUCGACAAGUUCCAUGGUCCUCCUAAGAAACAAGACAGAGCUCGGAUGGAGAGUCCAGCCUUUUCUACUCCAAGGGGCUGUCUGGCCCCUGGGCAGGAAGAACUCAUCCUCCUGCAGGAAAGAGUCAAGAAUGGGAAAAUGACUGUGGAUGAAGCCCUGGAGAAAUUUAAACACUGGCAGAUGGGAAAGAGUGGCCUGGAAAUGAUUCAGCAGGAAAAACUACGCCAACUACGAGACUGCAUUAUUGGAAAAAGGCCAGAAGAAGAAAAUGUCUGUGAUAAGCUCACCAUCGUGCACCAUCCAAGUGGUAAUGAAACUGCCCACAAUGAAAAUAUGUUUUAUAACAUACCCUUCAACAAUAAGUUUCCUGCUCGACUCCAAGUUGAAAAGGAAUUUGGUUUCUGCUUGAGGAAAGAUCAUUAAAGAAGGUUAUUAUAAUGAAACUCAAGAAUCUGCAGACAUUGUGCCUUCUGGGUGAUUCAAGCUUGCUUUUGGAUUACCUGCUCUCUCCAGGGGAAUCUAUACUAUGAAAGCAGAAGCAAACCUCUGAGUUUCAGAAUUUGUUAUUGCCACAAUUUAUUGGUAUCAUACCUGCUUCAGAUGGGUAUAUUAAUAUUAAAAUAGAAUGCCAUGGAGUAACUGCAUUCUUUGAAAAUUCUUGAAUUUUACAAUGUGCUUUGCCAUGGAAGCAGCCAGUUCCCAUUUUGAAAAUUAAAAGAAAAUAAGAUCAGAGAAGUUAAAUGCUGCGUAGCAGCAUUAUUG